Adineta ricciae is the source of this 648-nucleotide messenger RNA. The record is from the annotation of a GenBank genome assembly. NCBI's taxonomy places the organism in Eukaryota, Metazoa, Rotifera, Eurotatoria, Adinetida, Adinetidae.
AUGCUCUUUAGUUCUUGGCUGACAUUCCUUCUAUUUGCGCGCACGGGAACAAAUUCAAUUAAAUACUCAACAAAUUGUUCGUUUACCAGAGAAGAUGUUCUCUUUGAUUUUACUAAACCAGAUGCUGUGAUUAACGAUUGGAUUGAAGUGUCCGACACACAGCGAGACGUGGGUAAAUCCAAGGGUGUACUUGUCGAACAGAAAAGUGAACAAUUUCAACGAGCAGCGUUUUUCUCGUUGUUGAAUCCUCAACCAAAUGGUGCUGCAUUCGCUGGUGUAACAUAUCGAAAAAAAACAUUCGAUCUCAGUUCGUUCUCCGGUCUCAAAUUAUCCGUCCGUGCACAAGGUGAAAAUUAUAACUAUAAAGUUAUUCUAAGACAUCAUCACGAAGAGUCAUCAUUAGUACCAUCGUAUGAAGUAUUUUUUGAAUUACCAAAAAAUGAAAUGGUUCAGCACUAUUUACCAUUCAAAGAUUUCCUGCCUUACAGUCGUGGAAAAGCAUUGGAUCCAAACACAACCCAACCAUUGGAUUUGAAAGAUGUAACUAGCAUUGGUCUACAAAUCUAUGGCGGGGUCUAUUCUACGAUUAAACAACACGGUACAUCGAGUCUAGAAAUUGAUUCGAUUAGCGCUGUGACAUGCGAAUAG